AUGUCAAGUGAUAUCGAAUAUUUUUCUGAUACUAGAGUUCAUAAAGAUAUUCAUGAAGAUGUUCAUGAAGACAUUCAUGAAGACGUUUAUAAAGAUGUUCAUGAAGAUGUUCAUGAAGACGUUCAUGAAGAUGUUCAUGAAAAUGUUCAUGAAGAUGUUCAUGAAUAUAUUGAAUUCACUACUUAUUAUCUAUUUUACAAUCCUAACCUUAUUUUUCUUCCAAUUAUUAUCAUGAGCUCUCCCACUAUUCCAUCAUCGGUUAUUCAAAUUUUAGAACUUUUACAGCAUCAAAUCUGGGAAGUCAAUAUUUAUAGAACUUUCAGGAUUUUAGCACAUGAAAUCCUAUAUUAUGAACCAGUUGCUCCUUGUGUCAGUAAAGAAGCAACCCUGAACCGUAUAAAUGAUGCACAGAGAAUACAUUCACGAAUGCCUCUUUAUAUUGAUGAUUUAAAGAAUAAUGGAAUACCUAUUCGAGAUCCUGUAAAAAUUGUUGGUAGAAGUGUUGAAGAACAACUAUACUAUUUAUGUGAUCAAUUAGCUCAAUCACCUAUCAAUCCUGUUGUCUCUUUGCAGUAUCAUUUCUAUUUAGGAAUGCUAUUGGAAAAUGAACUGGCAAAAGAUAUUAUUGACCUUCAUUUUUCUAGUACAAAGCGUUGA
Messenger RNA from Racocetra fulgida, 657 nucleotides. Lineage: Eukaryota; Fungi; Glomeromycota; Glomeromycetes; Diversisporales; Gigasporaceae. The record is from the annotation of a GenBank genome assembly.